AUGGAAGUAAAGAAAUUUGGGGAGGAGAGGACGACUAAGCCAACAUUAAGGCCGAAAGAAGAGAAAAUGGAGAUGUCCGAUUUAAUAAAUUAGAUGGAAAUCUUAGGCAUCUUGCCGAAUAGAUUCAAGUCAUCAGAUGGAGAUGUACGAUUUAAUAGAUUUGCUCUUCUUGUUUUCAGAAGGUACAAAAAGGCUGAGUGACCUCUUAACUACAUGGCCAUGUAGUGCCUGAGGUGACGAUUCUCUGCCGCGUCUCUACUCGGGUCGCAACGGAAUCAGGCAGCGAGAGUUGUCACGUGAUUCGCAAAUGAAUGAAUGAGUGAAUGAAUGAGUGAAUGACAUGACAUCAAUAAGGCAAGCUAUAUCUUCCGAGACAGCGAAGUAUCAAACAUUUUGGUUCCCGAAAUGUUUCCAGUUUCAUUUCGAGUCCCGAAUCGGCUUGUGUAAGGAUCGGAGUCUAAUUUGGGGGGCUGACUACGGAUAUGGAGGUGAGAUGAAGAUGGGAGGUUACAGUAACACGACAGGACAGUAUGGAGCAGGGAUCGGUGGCGGAGGCAGAAUAGAGCAAAAUCAGCAGCAAGAGCAGCAGCAGCAGCAGCAGCAGGGGCUACAGAUGGAACGACAGCUAGAGCGGGAGCAGCAGCAAGAGCAACAGUGGCAGCUAGAGCAGCAGCAAGAGCAACAGCGGCGGCUAGAGAUGGAACGACAGCAGCAAGAGCUAGCGCGGCAGCAGCAAGAGCAACAAUGGCGGCUAGAGCAGCAGCAAGAGCAACAGUGGCAGGAGGCGCAACAGUGGCGUCAAGAGCAGCAGCAAGCAGAGCUACAGCGGCAACAGCAAAACAACUUUCAACAGCAGGAUAAUUUUCAAGAUGGUCUCGGCACACGUGGGCUUUCACCUGUUAAGGCUAUCAAGAAUAAUACAUCUUUCAGUUGUUCAUCUUUCAGUCGUACUUCUAUUUCAGUCUCUACUUUAUCUAAUAUUACAUCCACCUUAUCUACUGUGAUGAAAAAUAUUUGGACCGCUCGUUACUUUUCUUUCGUCUCAGUAAGUUACUUCCUUCAAAUGCGAUACAUCUAUCUUGUGUGAAAAGUAUAGCUCAGAAUUCGUCUUGACCACAACUCCAUUGAAUACUUGAACAUAAGUCCAUGAGACCCAGCUCAAAGGGAGAUGAAGAUCAUGAAUAUUUACUAGCGCUAAAAAACGUGGCUCGCCUUCAAGAGGGGUCGAGUCUUCACCACGUGGCUUUCAGUCGGGUGGCGCAAGAGAAAUCGACCGAGGUGGGAGUCCACAACAACCAAGUUAUCAAGGUCAGGCCAAAACGAGCAGCCCAGGAAGACUGGCGGAUAGAGGAGGUGUAAGUCCUCGCCCAGGAGAUACGGGAACGAGUGCACCACCAGGAGCUACUGCACCAGGGUACGCAGCGAGGGCCAUGGCACCAGGAGCUAAUGCACCAGGAGCUACUGCACAAGGGUACGCAGCGAGUGCCGUGGAUAAGAGGGGUCCAGCACUUUCCGACAUGGAUAAUCAAUAUGGACGAGCUGGACCAGUCGAGCAAGAAUUUGCGAUGGAUAUUCGCGGUCGUGGGGGUCGGUCUCUUUAAGCCAGAGCGCUCUAUUAAAGAGGGUUUAGGGUUAGCCCUUCUUAGUGGGUACAUUCAAUUAUUCAGUUAAUUUUUUUGAAUUUUUUUUUGUUACCCAGAGGAUCUGAGAUCGAUUAGUAUAUUAGCAAAGAGACUCGUCCCAUGAGCAGGAUCUAGAGGAAUACCUAAUUUUUUUUCUAAUACGUGGCUUUUGAGGAUCCACGCACGCUUCCGCAAGCUGGGGACCCUGCUCGCCCUAAGACGUCGCAUCCGGUUUUGCAGGACAACGUUCUCUUCCCGUAUGAUAACGACAUGCGACCAGAUAUUAUGAAUCGAAGAUUUUUACAGUACUCAAUUUUCCCUUUUACCAGUCGUGUUUAAAGAUAAUGAUGAAAACUUCUACUCACUCUCGUAGAUCCCCUUUUAUAGAGACCGUCGCAUAGAGAGGCCCUUGUAUAGAGACUCUUUCCACAGCACACAAGCCCUUUCAUUGAGACUCUGGAACAGUACACCGUCAAUGCGCUGAAAAAUUACAAGGAGGAAGAGGACGAUGCGAAGAAAAAGAAAAGCAGUUAAGGCGACUUUAUCCCUAUAGUGUAAAGUGUGUUGGGCGCGCCAAGUGUGUUCUCAAAUUCACUGUCAUGGUAUAGUAGUUGUCUUCAUGUGUGUUUGAGAAUAAUAGAGAUAGACGUGAAGUUUAGCUUAGAUUUCCCGAACGAAGGGGGAGGUGCAUCUAGCUGCGUAUUCACAGUAAUGACAGUCAAAUCACCCUUUUAGCAAACAUGAGCCUAAACCAUACCCACUCUAAGUUGUAGACCGCAAGCUCGAUUUUUCGCCGAAUAGUCGUCGGGACCGGGAUCGUGGCGAUCGGGAUCGGGAUCGUGAUCGUGGUGAUCGUGAUCGUGGCGAUCGAGAUCGCCGUCGGGACGAGAGCGACCGGCGUCGGGACGAGGGCGACCGGCGUCGGGACGAGAGCGACCGGCGUCGGGACGAGAGCGACCGGCGUCGGGACGAGAGCUCCGGGAAAAAGGAGAAGAAAGGGAACAUUCGGCACAGGGAUCCAGAUGCAGCUAAUGAAGUUAUGAAAUCGAAAUUGACGCUGUAGCUAUGUUGUUAUAGAAUAAGUACAGUGUAGAAGUUGUUGCCUAUCGAAGUUGGAGGUGCGGCAGUCGCAGCUGCGGGGAGGUCGGUGCCCUGUAUAGGCACCCUGAUUGAUUGAUGCUGUAGUAAGUAUUUCAUUUCUACGAGGCUUUUCUCGCAGUUUCCUUCUUGGGUCUCUGCAGAAAUAGAAGAACAUACUCGCUUAUUUCAGCUUUUCGCAUAGCUAGUAUGUCGUUAUAGUAAGUACAGUGUAGAAGUUGUUGCCGAUGGUAGUGAGCCACUACAAAUACUAGUUGUUGUCACGAACGGCCAUGCCGAGGGAACUCACGUGACAUUUUCUUCUUCCUGCUCAACACUCGUCCUCUAACGUUCACUUACGUCGAAGAUACCGGAAAACAGCAGCUCAGGAAGUCGACUCGAGGGCAAAGAAGGAGAAAAAACGGGUUAUCAUGGCAUAUGCAGAUGCCAUGGACAACAUCGAACUGCCUUUAUGGACGAGGCCAACAUUACUAUUCUACAGAUCAUGAUCUGGGGUUUUUAGAAGUGGAUUCGAAGCUCUUUAUGCAUUCAUUCAUCUUGACUACUUGAGACGCGACAACGUUGAUGCUCAACAUUUACAGUGUCCACCUCUCUCAGCACCAUCUUAAUACAACUCGGCUUUAGUACCCGUACUACAGUACAAAGGCGAAUAGGUGGGUACCAAGAUUUCCCAAUUAUGGAUCCUAAGACGAGGACUACUUGUUUCUCCUUGCUGAUAGUAGAGAGUGACUAAGACCAUCUGAGACGCACUGACGAUGACUAAGAUGGGUCCUAGAAGCUUCUACCACACUCUAAUCCUGAACUACGAAGACAGCAAGCGUGAGUGGGAUAAAAAACAACGGAAAGGACAACGCCGAGACGAGAAGGCGAUGCGUUCUCUGGACAAACUGAUUUUAUGCAUGUUGACUCAAACAAUAAUACAGAAGCUCACGACAAUAAGUUAUCAUCAUCCACCACUUUUUAGUUUAUGCUCCUCUUCAAGCAUGAGGUGGAGGGGUUUACUUGCGAAUUCCAUUUUAGUCGAAUACUCAAGUUGUAACAAACCGAGUGUCCUCCUCUGCGACCACACUAUAUCUGGAGGCAAGUCGAUUACUUCAGUUUAUCGAAGUGUAGGCUAUGAAAAUCGUCCUAGGAUACUAGGCGCUAAUAAUCGCCGGAUCAAACCUCGACGAAUUCGGCAGCUUCGGGCAAUAAGAUGCAGGGAGCUUUCUGAAAGUCACAGUCAGUCAGAAUCUCCUGUUUUUACGGCUAUCGCUGAAGCUUAUCGCUGAAACAUCCUUGGCCCCUUUGUCGAGGGGAAAAAGAAGCCAAGGAUGCUCUCAGGGAUGCGACCGCGGUAGCUCUAACGUUUGCCUUCUACUUGGGAAGCCAACUCCUCAGGACGUCACAAAAAGAACCUGUUUCGAAGAAAGUCGUACUCGAUUGAAUUAGUGCUGCUGCAGCUCGCUGUUUUGUAUUUUGCUUCUUCCUCCAGAGUGUCUCAACAGUGUCUGAGCACAGAGACAAAAUAUUGUCCGAAAUUAAAAUCCACUGUCCUUUACUGUCCUGUUAGCUCCUUGAUUCUGAUUUUACGUUCUUUGUAACCUGAUUCUCACUUCAAUUCUAACACCUCGAUUCUCCCCAGGCAAAAAAGAAAAACUCCAAGCAAGCUCAAACUUAAAUUUGUACAUGUUCAAGUAAGUUAAGUAUUCUUCCUACUCCAAGCAAGAAGCUAACUAAGAUUUCAUCUACUCCGCGUUGUUUUGCAAGCUAUAAGUCUUAUGUCUACUCAAAGCAAGCUAUUUACCUCAGGUGUACACCAAUAAUGAUCGAUCAACUAGGUGUGGACCAACGCUUCGGUCCGACUCGAACCAUGUUACAAUCACACAUUUCGCUUCCUUUUUUUGUCAGUUCACACACUAGGCUAAUACAAGUAACAACAGUUUGAGAUGUUCACAUCUUUUCGCAGCGUGGUAACAGUUAGAGGAGGUCCUCGUGGUUUUCUUUGAAGUCAUUUUUCAUUCUCAUCGCUAGCGAAGAUACGCCAGGUCAUAAAUUCGUUACUUUGUCCAGCUGACACUCUUGUAUCACAUAGACGGAACUUUACUGUAGAAAAGUUCAAAAUGAGGAAAAAAGAAGCACUUGUGUGGAAGAAACGCAGAUUUCCGAACAUUUUGGAUUUUAUUUCUGCACCUUGUUCUUUAUACGCAUUCGCAUGGUGGUGAUAAAAGUUUACGUCUAUUUUCACGAAGUAAAGAGGUGCUGACUCACGCG
Molecule: messenger RNA, 4973 nt
Organism: Amoebophrya sp. A25
Lineage: Eukaryota; Dinophyceae; Syndiniales; Amoebophryaceae
Source: the annotation of a GenBank genome assembly